CUCUCUGGCUCCUAUUCACAUGUCUUUAUCAGAGGUCUGCAGCAGUAAUCCUCUUAAAUUCCAGUCAACAGAGGCGGAGCAAAUUGCGGUUUACAGUUUCCUCCCCCGGUCACUUACUGUGCGAGACAUUCGUGUCGGGGUGCCACGGCCGAUGGACUUUACCGCAACAUGUAUGAUUUGGGUGAUUUGUGCAGAGUUGCUGCGUAAAAACGGUGCGUCCGAGCAGAUGCGGCUCUCACCAUGACCAGUCCCGGGAAGCGGAGCCUCCAGGCGGCGUUGAUCCUCCUGUCUGUCGCCCAGCUGAUUGCAGGUCUGAAGUGUGUGUGCCAGCUGUGCGCCAACCACACCUGUGAGACCACGGCUGACGGCGCCUGCUGGAACUCUGUGAUGCUGAUUGACGGGAAGGAAGAGACGGUCAAGUCCUGCCUGUCGCCCUCCGAGAUGAAGGGCCAGGUCUUCUGCUACAGCUCCAGAAACGUCUCCAAGAGGAGCUGCUGCUUCACUGACUUCUGCAACAACGAGACUCUGCACCUACUCACAGAGAGGCCUUCAGAAGAACCUGGCUGGAGCAGGCUGCAGCUGGCCGUGGUGAUCGUCGUGCCCUCCUGCCUGCUCUGUGUGGGGAUCCUGCUGGGCUUGUUCGUUGUGCACGGCCACCGUUGUGCCUACAGUCGAGCACACAAGAAGGACCCAGAGGAGAUUCUAGAUGACCAGAUGCUGAUGUCACCAGACAAAUGUCUCAAAGAUCUCAUCUAUGACAUGAGCACCUCCGGCUCAGGAUCGGGGCUGCCACUGCUGGUCCAGCGAACCAUAGCUCGAACCAUCGUCCUGCAGGAGACCAUUGGAAAAGGUCGGUUUGGCGAGGUGUGGCGGGGCAAGUGGAGAGGAGAGGACGUGGCAGUGAAGAUCUUCUCCUCCAGAGAUGAGAGGUCAUGGUUCCGCGAGGCAGAGAUUUAUCAGACCAUCAUGCUCAGGCAUGAGAACAUCCUGGGAUUUAUUGCAGCUGAUAACAAAGAUAAUGGCUCAUGGACUCAGCUCUGGUUGGUGUCAGAGUACCAUGAGCAUGGCUCUCUGUACGAUUACCUGAACAGGUACACGGUCUCAAUGGAAAGCAUGGUGGUUCUCGCUUUGUCCAUAGCCAGUGGGCUGGCACAUCUCCACAUGGAAAUCAUCGGCACACAGGGGAAGCCUGCCAUUGCUCACAGAGACCUGAAGUCUAAAAAUGUGCUGGUCAAGAAGAAUGGGACAGCAGUCAUUGCAGAUUUGGGCUUGGCUGUAAAACACGAUUCCAGCACAAACACCAUCGACAUACCGUCAAACCACAGAGUGGGAACUAAGAGGUACAUGGCUCCAGAAAUCCUGGAUGAGACAAUCAAUAUGGGCUGCUUUGAGUCAUUCAAGCGGGCGGAUAUUUAUUCGCUGGGCCUGGUGUUCUGGGAACUGGCCAGAAGAUGCUCCGUUAGGGGACUAAAUGAAGAUUUUCAGCUGCCUUAUUAUGACAUGGUGCCUUCAGAUCCGUCCAUUGAGGACAUGAGGAAGGUGGUUUGUGAUCAGAAACUCAGACCCAACGUUCCCAAUCAAUGGCAGAGCUGUGAGGCUCUGCGUGUGAUGGGCAAACUGAUGAGAGAGUGCUGGUACGCCAACCCUGCUGCACGGCUCACUGCUCUGCGGGUCAAGAAAACGGUGUCUCAGCUGUCUGUUAUCAAGGACAUCAAAGAUUAGAUUUGUUGCCGUGCAGAUCAGUACUGGUGCGGGCGCUGGUGCAACAUGACGGACUGGGAGAAAACAGGGAGAAACUGUCCUCUCUUACUGCCUGAGGCUGCCCUCUUCAGGACGCAAUCACGCCUCUAGAGAGCUUCAUCAGGUUGUUGCUGGUGCCAAAGUGUUGUAGGAGGUGUCUAUGGAAGCUUAGGCACCUAAUCGACCGACAUUUUAACCAAAAUGCUACAUUUUUGGUAGGAAGAGCCAUAUGAAAUAUGUGAUGUAUAUAGAGAUUGUUUUGCUACCUCAGUAUUUUAAGUGCCCAAAGCUUGAAGUUGCACAUUGUUUUGUGUUUUGUGCCAUAUCUUGCAGCAAAUGCAGUACUGCUGGGUAGGAUGCGUGCUAAAUGACAAUCACAGAGAAUACUAGAUAAAAUCCCCAGUGGAUUCUGACUGGUUUUUAAUGACGCACAUUAACUGUCCCUGAUAAAAAAAAAAUAUUAUAGAUGCUUUUGCAUAUUUUGACCAGCAUUGACGUACUUUAAUGUUUUGUUGAAAACUCUGGGUAGUUUCCUCCACACUUCGCUGGAAAACAGCUGUGCAUUUACAGCUAGCAGAGAAUGUUUAGCUAAAUAUAUCCACGACUUUCUAAUAAACCAUGCUCAAUUUCUGAGUAUUGAUUAUUCAGGGUGUCUUUAUAGAGAUGAAUGACUGUCAACCCAUUGAACAGUUUGUUUGCUGGUCUAAAUACCUCUAUAACUACAAGAUACAGACAUUUAUAGUUUAUCCCUCCAAUGACUGGAUUUUUCAUCUACUACCACUACAGCCACGCGAUACAUUCAGCUGAGACUCACGGAGCAUAGCUUGAACUAAUGAAAGCUGAGCCUGACAAACCAGAGUUUAGUCUUGGUCUGUUUUAAAAUGGUCAUGGUAACAAGCUUUGAUUUGCAUUACAAUUUGACCUUUCUUCUGGCACUACUCUCAGGCUAGAUGUUUAUUUUUUUGCAGACACGUCCUUUUAAAGAGCCUUUAUGGCACAGCUAGUGCUUCAAACAUUUAAAUAUUAUUCUUGAUAUACAGAUAGGUAAAUCUAUAAAUUCCUAAUAUAUAUAUUUUGCACCUAAAGCUUUUGGAUAUUGGAAAGAACUGCUCUCUGAUAGCUGUAUGAUAGUCUUUGUAUAUAUAUUCAUGGACUUGAAUUUAAUUUCAGUAUUGCUAACUUUGGCAACAGGUGUUUUUAUUUUUUUAAAGAGGGAAAAGUAUCAUAUAAUAGUAUUUACGUGUAUAAUGCUAUGAGGCUUACUCAGUUUUGCAGCAGGUUUCCUAUUGUAUCACAUAAAAAACAUAACAAUAAGACAAAUCUAAAAAGAAAGUGAUGACAACAUACAAAAAAACAGAUCCAAAAAGGUCAACGUAGAAGCAAAAGUAGCACAAAGUGACACUGUGUUAAGUGUGAACAUUAACACUGGUGGUAAAUCAGCUUUUCACUUGGGGAGCACAGUUUGAGUGAUUGGUCCACAUUAGGAUCACUAAUGCCACUGUCUGACGUGGCCUAUAAAGCCUUGACAUAACAGGCUUAGGGAAAGUGCAGUGUGUGCUUGUAUGGACCAGCGCGUGUGCGUGUUUCAUAUCAUGUGAAGUGACCCUGUACUCAAAGAUGUGAAUCUGAUUGAUCAUUGCAGUCUAACUGUGCAAUUGGUGCUUUGGAUGAAAACAUGUACGUACACCAAGGCUUUCUGUAGCUCCUGAUCACGUGUUCAUGGUAUUUUAGUUACUAAAGCGAAUGACUUACUUCCAUAUAGCUGCUUGGUGUCAGUGUUACAGUUUAACAGUAUUCCUGUUACCAAGGUGUCAUAAUUACUGAAUGAUAUGUAGCAUCAGCACCUCCUCGAAAACAAGCUGCGUACAGUAGCCUGUUGCUGUGUUGGCAGAUAUCAGUUAAUUUUGGAAGUCUUUGUGUAUUUUAUUCUGUGAGAUGAUUAUUGUCUGACUGUGUUGCAGAGAAUAAAGAUAGGAAGUGUUAAAAAAAUGCUUUAUCAAACUAACUGGCCCUGCCUCUGUCCAUUGAAAAAUACCUAUAAUAUAGGUAUGUUAGUUGUUUAUCUUAAGUUGGAUCUAUGCUGAGCCAAUGUUGUCGUUUGUGUCAUUUCUGCUUCUUCAAGAAUCAGAAGAAUGACGUGGGGCAAGCUGUGAGCAAAGCAUGUGAAAGACUUAUCAGUCAUUCCAAAGAGGAGUGAUCACCAUGUGCAAUUUCUGACCGGUGUCUUUUCAAUAUUAUUGUAUAUGAUAUAGCUGAAUAUAUACAAAUAUGAUACAGCUUUCAUAUAAUAGGACCUACAUCUGAUUUUCAAACCCUCCACUCAUUUAGUUUCACUCAUUUGUUUUCCGUAACACUGUUCUGUGUUGUUGCUCAGAUGUGGAUUUCAUUCAACUGCAUUGUAUCUUUUGUCUUGCACUAUUUAUUCUGUAUAGAAAUGUGAUAUCAGUGGGUCAAUAAACUGUUUUUCAAGGA
Acanthochromis polyacanthus (spiny chromis) is the source of this 4212-nucleotide messenger RNA. Its product is annotated as activin receptor type-1C. Gene Ontology annotation, cellular component: activin receptor complex; plasma membrane. The record is from RefSeq and is a predicted model, not a curated record. NCBI's taxonomy places the organism in Eukaryota, Metazoa, Chordata, Actinopteri, Pomacentridae. The transcript has 9 exons. Gene Ontology annotation, biological process: nervous system development; activin receptor signaling pathway; protein phosphorylation. Gene Ontology annotation, molecular function: ATP binding; activin receptor activity, type I. The coding region runs from base 241 to 1722 and encodes 493 amino acids.